Cladophialophora immunda is the source of this 1929-nucleotide messenger RNA. RefSeq lists its product as uncharacterized. Bases 1 to 1929 code for a protein of 642 amino acids. Gene Ontology annotation, molecular function: oxidoreductase activity. The record is from RefSeq and is a predicted model, not a curated record. Lineage: Eukaryota; Fungi; Ascomycota; Eurotiomycetes; Chaetothyriales; Herpotrichiellaceae. The transcript is spliced from 2 exons.
AUGGCCAAAGUCGAGGUUCUUGUCCCGUCUGAUCUCCUGGGUCCAAAGCCACCAAAGAAGACGCUCGAAUCCGAUAUUUCAUUGGCGUCUAAACCCAAUGACCUCCCUUUCGACCCUGACGCGCUGAAGCGCAAGUACAUGGAGGAGCGUGAUAAACGGCUAAAGUACGGCCAAGCGAAAGGUGGUAUCAACCAAUAUCGGCUGGUCGAGCACGACGGCCCUUUCGCCCAUUACCUCAAGGAUCCAUGGGUAGAGCCCGGCUUCAAGCGAGACCCAGUUGACGAGCAAGUUGAUGUUAUUAUUAUCGGUGGCGGAUAUGGUGCUCAACUCGUAGCCGUUCGGCUGAUUGAGGCUGGUGUCACCAACUUACGGAUCAUUGAGAAAGCAGGUGACUUUGGAGGGACCUGGUAUUGGAACCGGUAUCCUGGUGCCCAAUGCGACAUUGAAUCGUACAUUUACAUGCCUCUUCUCGAAGAGCUCAACUAUAUGCCAACCGAGAAGUAUGCCAGGGCUAAUGAACUCCUGAAGCACGCCGAAAUGAUCGGUCGUCGCUGGGGCUUGUACGAAAAGGCACUCUUCCAGACCGAGACGCAUGGUCUCGAGUGGGAUGAGAAGACGGCACUGUGGACGGCAAAGACCAACUGGGGCGAUACCGUCCGGGCAAAGUAUGUUAUUCCAGCUGCUGGGCCGCUACAUCGACCAAAGCUACCUGGCCUCCCGGGAAUAGAGUCGUUCAAAGGCCACGCUUUCCAUUCAUCUAGAUGGGACUAUAACUACACCGGCGGUGACACAACAGGUAACCUCCACAAGCUCUCGGACAAACGGGUAGGCAUCAUCGGCACCGGUGCGACUGCCGUCCAAAUCGUGCCUCAUCUGGGGAAAUGGGCCAAGGAGGUCUACGUCUUCCAACGGACGCCAUCGUCCAUCGACGUCCGGGGAAACCGACCGACCGACCCUGAGUGGGCGGCCUCGCUUAAGCCAGGCUGGCAAAAGGAGCGUAUGGACAAUUUUAAUAUCAUUGUCAACGGCGGCAUCGCGCCCGUCGACCUGGUCAAGGACGGCUGGACAGACAUCUUGCACAAACUCCUCGCACGUUGGCAGCCGACUGUGGGCAACGAGCCGGCGAACCCGGAAAAGGCUGCGGCGCAGCGCCAGAUCGCAGACUACGAGAAGAUGGAGUCUGUGCGGGCGCGCUGCGACGAGGUGGUCAAGGACCCCGUGACGGCGGCGGCGUUGAAGCCGUGGUACAACCAGCUGUGCAAGCGCCCGUGCUUCCACGACGAAUAUCUAGACGCGUUCAACCGGCCCAACGUGCACCUAAUCGACACGGCGGGCCAGGGCGUCGAGGCCAUCACGGAGACGGGCGUAGUGGCCAACGGCCAACUAUACGAGCUGGACAUGCUCAUCUACGCGACGGGCUUCGAGCUGGCGACCGAGUGGAGCCACCGGUCCAACAUGGAGGUGACCGGCCGCCACGGCAAGACCAUCACCGAGUGCUGGAAGGACGGGUCGCGCACGCUGCACGGCUGGACGACGCGCGACUUCCCCAACUGCUUCUGGGUGCAGAUCGUGCAGGCGGCGCUGUCGCCCAACUUCCUGCACGUCACGGGUGAGCAGGCCGAGCACCUGGCGUACGUGAUCGCCGAGUGCCAGAAGCGCGGUGUCCGCACCGUCGAGCCCACCGUCCAGGCCGAGGAGGACUGGAUCAAGACGAUCCUCGACAUGGCCAAGCUGCGCGCCGAGUUCCUCUCCGGCUGCACCCCGGGCUACUACAACAACGAGGGCACGCCAAAUCCGUCGGCCGCCAAGAAUGCCAGCUACGGCGGCGGCGCCCCGGCCUUCCUGAACCUGUUGAGGGAGUGGCGGGCCAAGGGGGACUUGGACGGGUUGGAUCUGACGUUUGAGAAGGAUGAGAGCAGCGCGUCAUGA